AAUGGCGGCGGCGAGGGCAGCAGGGAUGGCGUGCUCGCGCAUUGGCUUCACGUGGCGCGGCAACGAGAUCUUCUCUCCGGUUUGGCCCGCCGCGUCAACGGGCGCCGAAGCGGUGGCGCUCGCCGCCGUCUUCGCUGCUGCCGUGCUCAUCGAGUGGAGCCACCACCGCGCCGUGGUGUCGGUGGCGGCGCACGCUGGCCGCGUCUGCGGGGGCUACGCGCUGAUGCUGGCGGCGAUGUCGUUUGACGUGGGGGUGCUGGCGGCGGCGAUGUCGGGCCAUGCUAUGGGGUUCUUGACCUUAGGUUGCCGGUCGUCGUCGCGUCAACGGCCGCCUACGGGGUGGGCCUCGCCGCCGUCUUCGCUGCUGCCGUGCUCAUCGAGUGGUGCCACCACCGCGCCGUGGCGUCGGUGGCGGCGCACGCCGGCCGCGUCUGCGUAAAAAUCAAAACAACAAAAACAAAUAUGAGUAAAAACGCCGUUGCCGGGGAUCGAACCCGGGUCACCCGCGUGACAGGCGGGAAUACUCACCACUAUACUACAACGACUUUGAUGCAAUAAGGUGUGA
This is a messenger RNA of Zingiber officinale, 565 nucleotides long. Its product is annotated as copper transporter 3-like. The record is from RefSeq and is a predicted model, not a curated record. Bases 2 to 439 code for a protein of 145 amino acids. Gene Ontology annotation, cellular component: plasma membrane. Gene Ontology annotation, molecular function: copper ion transmembrane transporter activity. The transcript has a single exon. Gene Ontology annotation, biological process: intracellular copper ion homeostasis; copper ion transmembrane transport. Lineage: Eukaryota; Viridiplantae; Streptophyta; Magnoliopsida; Zingiberales; Zingiberaceae.